Molecule: messenger RNA, 957 nt
Organism: Manis javanica (Malayan pangolin)
Lineage: Eukaryota; Metazoa; Chordata; Mammalia; Pholidota; Manidae
Product: olfactory receptor 4F6-like
Biological process (GO): G protein-coupled receptor signaling pathway
Cellular component (GO): membrane
Molecular function (GO): G protein-coupled receptor activity; olfactory receptor activity
Source: RefSeq, a predicted model, not a curated record
AUGCACCAAGCAAAUGGCUCUGUUGCAACUGAAUUUGUGUUGCUGGGACUUACACAAUCCUCGGGAAUGCAGUUUUUCCUUUUUCUUUUCUUCUCUUUAUUCUAUGUGGGAAUUAUCUUGGGAAACCUCUUCAUUGUGUUCACAGUGAUUUUUAAUUCUCACUUACAUUCCCCCAUGUAUAUUCUUCUGGCCAACUUAUCACUCCUGGGCCUUUCAUCCACCACAAUUUGUAGGAUGAUCUCUGAUCUUUUCAGUGAUUGUAAAAGCAUUUCCUUCCACAACUGCAUGAUACAAAUGUUCUUCAUUCACAUCAUGGGAGGAGUUGAAAUGGUGCUGCUCAUUGCCAUGGCACACGACAGGUACACAGCUAUCUGCAAGCCUCUCCACUAUCUCACGAUCAUGAAUCCCAAUAUGUGCGUAGUUUUGGUACUAGCUGCUUGGACCAUUGGUGUGAUUCAUGCUGUGUCUCAGUUUGUUUUUGUCAUAAAUUUACCUUUCUGUGGCCCUAAUAACAUGGGGAGCUUUUACUGUGACUUUCCUAGGGUUAUUAAACUUGCAUGCAUAGACACUUACAGACUAGAAUUUGUGGUCACUGCCAACAGUGGCCUCAUAUCUAUGGGCACUUUCUUUUUCUUAAUUGUAUCAUACAUCUUUAUUCUGGUCACUGUCAGAAAUCAUUCUUCAAAGGAUUUAUCCAAAGCGUUCUUCACUUUGUCGGCUCACAUCACUGUAGUGGUUUUGUUUUUUGCUCCAUGCAUGUUUCUCUAUGUGUGGCCUUUCCCUACAAAGUCACUGGAUACAUUUUUUGCCAUUGUGAACUUUGUUGUCACUCCUGUCUUAAAUCCUGCCAUCUAUACUUUAAGAAAUAAAGAUAUGAAAAUGGCAAUGAGAAGGCUAAGUGGACAGGUUGUAAGUUCUAGGGAGAUAACAGAUUUCACUGGUAAGAACACAAGAUGA